AUGUCAUACAAGGUUGAAGAACUCCUUCGACUCAGGGAUUCGGUCUCUGAGUCGGCCGUCUCGAUAGACAAGUUCGCCGAUGAAGAGGUGAUCAAGGAACACGUUCUCCGACCAUCCGCGUCAGCGAGCAUUGUCAGCGGGCACUCUGAAAGACAACUUCGACCAUCACGCAUUCCUGCAGUCGCAGCAGCGACAAACAACCCGAAGAAGCCGUCACCGUCUCCCUCCGUUAAGCGUGGCAAGGCUGAGAGACUUCUCAAAGAGCACGGCAGCCCGCCUAGCAUGCGAGUCACUGCAGGCGGUCGGGUUGUUCCCAGCGAUUUACAGCCCUUGAGUGUCGCGCGGUUUGGCAACAACAACAUGAAGCCUCAUUCGGUCAGGAACGUCAGUCCGGGUAACCUCAUGGGGCCACCGCAUCAGCUUGAUGUCAACGGCCUUGCCCAGGUCGAGGUAAUUGGCACACAGGCUGUCAUUCGAAUCGGGGACCGCGUAUAUGCUCUUCCUGCCUUCACUGCCGGUGCUCCAAAUACUGUUGCUGCUCCUGGAGCCUCUCUGAAUCGUCCGGAAAAUGAACCCAUCCAACCGACCCUCGAGUCAGGAAGGGCUGUGUCCGCGACCUUGGGCUCCAACAUCCCUCUGUCUUCCAAGCCGCCAAAUUCCCAAGCGCAGCCUUCUGCCGGUCAUGAUCUCUCGGCCCUCAUUACACAGCAAUCUAUGAAGAAGCAGGAGCUCAAGAAUGUUCAGCAAGCCGAAGUUUGGGGAUCGGACUCUAAUGGCCCCGCUUGGCGAAAGGAAAUAAUCUCCAAGAAGAAGAGCCUCAUCUUGGAGCUUGACGUGCUGCGUAAACAAAUCCUUGCGGCAGAAGAAGCAUCAAAGGUAGCCGCUGCAGCAACUGCAGCUUACGUCAAUACUUCCAGCCCUUCUGAUACCACUACAACCCUGAUACAGCAACCGUAUCCGCCACAAUUUCAAGCACCUCACCAGCACUCCAUGUAUCCUACUAUGGGCGUCCCGUUCGCAUUACCAACUCCAAAUCCCUAUGGUCCGCUCAUGAUGUAUCCGCCAUAUCCCACGCCUCAAAGUGUGAUGCCUGAGCCUGCACCCUUCAACCAGAACAAUCAACUGUUUGUAUCCAACGAGGUGUCAACUAGCGGUGGCCCCGUGCCACUAGCACGUCCCCAAGGAGUGAAGUUGGCACAAUCUCCAGGCUCUGCAAGUCGUCGUUCGCACGCGAUCGAGAUCAAACCACCCAGAGAGGAAUGCAGAAAGCCACUUGCUCAAGGCUCUGCUCUCGACCCCAAGAGUCCGACAUAUGAGCCAGCCCAGAACACCAGUGGAAAAAUGUCCGUCGCGAAGGAGUCUACGCCCCCGACGCCAUCUCCAGCAAAGCAACCUUCCUGGCGACUGAAAGAUGUCCCUUCAUUCCGGUCUCAUCGACACGAGGAAACAGCUAUUUCUCAGAGGCCCAGCCUUUCCAGCAUUGAUACCAGCGAUUUCUUCCCUACGAAUACUCAUGAACACUCGUCGACUAGGAUCGCGCCAGACAAGGCGUCACAACAAUCAUCGCGUGAAAAUGUCACUGCACCGAUUACCCCAGAGAAGUCGUGGCCCGUAGGUCCCUGGAACUCGCAACGCUCGAGUGGCCGAUCUGUCGGAAUUGGUGUAGGCCUGCAGGAAGAUUUGCCGCGACUGACUUCCUGGCCCGAGGCUUUCGGAAACAAGUCUUCUGUUCCAAAAGCACCAACCGUCAUGGAUGCGAGGAUAUCGGGCCAUCCAACAGCUAGUGACCUGAAUUGGCCAACGAUUGCGUCUGAACCUGUUGCCCAUGCCCCGACAACUUACCAAGAGGGCUAUCAGGCUGGCUUGCAACACGCAGGGCUCCCGAAUAACCGGGAGUUUCUCGCCGGACUUGUCGAUGGCCUCGUUAAUUAUCUGAUGGAAGUACGAAGUGACUUAAAGCAUGCCCCGAAAGAGGUCAACGGUAGUUCUUCUAUCCGAUCAUCGCUUCGCGGUAAUCUUUCUGGGGGCACUUUGCUCGACUCUGCCACCCAAUUAACUGAGAACAUUCGCACCGGAAAGCCCCAAUCAGCAUUAUUUGUGCCUCGUGGAACGUACAAUGAUGUCGUGGAUCCCAAAAACGCAAACGUAUACGGCCAUCAAGCGGCUCAACCAUCUCCCCAGCAAUAUCAAACUGCUGAAAAGGAGGCAAUAUUGGGCCAGCAUUCUCUCGCAAUGACCAAGGUGGUCGGAACUGGACGUUCUCACCUCGUGAGUGAGCGGUCGAGCAAAGGGUUCGGUAGCCAAGUUUCCGGCAAUCAAUUGUCGACUCUUUCAGCGGGUGGAACCACCCCAUUCUCCACUCGCUCUUUUCCCUCGCCGAAAGAUUUCAAGUUAGGAAGUGGAAGAGCAGAGGGCGGCUCACUGCGGCCAGCCGCUCGUAAACAAAUAUCUGGAUUGGACGGGGCGGCUGAUGAUCUGGCCGGUCUUAUCAUCGAGCCCACCACCGAAGAUCAUGAGGCAGAGCCAGGAGCUUCCUGCUUCGGCAACUCUUCGAACAAAGGCAAACAGAAGGUGUCCUCUUCUCCGAGCAAGCCCAAGCCGGGCCAUGUCACUGGCAACGAGGAUUCGUCCCCCGCCAAUGCAUCUGGAAACACGAGGAAGUCUGGGGAGCAUUCUCCCGCCAAGGCGAAACUUGAGCACGUCACGAACAAGCUUCGACGGCCCAGGAAGGAUGAUGCACGUAUGGCCCCCGACGAUGACAAGCAGAAGCGUACAGCUAGGUGGCGAACCCGGUUCCAGCAGAUCAGGGCCAGUGAGCGUCAAGACAUGGACAAGUACAUGGCUGAGAACCCGCCAAAGAAGUCCGGAGAAUCCACACGUCGUUGAGUCUCCUUCCCUUUCCAGACUUUGCGCCUUCAAUUUCUCCAUUCCGCACGAGAUCGACGCAAAGCUUGUCUUCGCCAUUGGCAAUCAACUAGCAAGGCGAGGAAUUUCCACUCUUGGGUCCGCUAUAUGGGGUAGAGACCGUUGGUCUUAGCAGGUCCAUUAUCAAUCCCUUGUCCACGAUUUUAUCUUCACAUAUGGCACUACGAAGAACAGUACUAAUCACGAUGCUUUUUGGCGGCGAUGGCAUUUCCCAAAGCACGCACCGAAGGGGUUUGGGGCAUAUGGAUAGCUCAUCGAUUACCUUUUCUUCUCGGGCAAUGUUCUGAUAUCCGAUAGCAGAGCAUCACAUCCUUGUAUUCAGAAUCAUUACCUG
Messenger RNA from Aaosphaeria arxii CBS 175.79, 3259 nucleotides. RefSeq lists its product as uncharacterized. The record is from RefSeq and is a predicted model, not a curated record. NCBI's taxonomy places the organism in Eukaryota, Fungi, Ascomycota, Dothideomycetes, Pleosporales. The coding region runs from base 1 to 2886 and encodes 961 amino acids. The transcript is spliced from 2 exons.